Molecule: messenger RNA, 1095 nt
Organism: Apodemus sylvaticus (European woodmouse)
Lineage: Eukaryota; Metazoa; Chordata; Mammalia; Rodentia; Muridae
Gene: C1qb
Product: complement C1q B chain
Exons: 3
Coding region: 180-941 (253 amino acids)
Molecular function (GO): protein binding
Source: RefSeq, a predicted model, not a curated record
GCCUGUUGGGUCUUGGGAGGGGACAGCAAGGGAAGGACCUUCCUGCCUCUAGGGACCCAGACUUCUGCUUUCUGCAAGGCAGCAGCAGGCUCUGGGCUCUGGGGAUCUACUGCUGUCUGGCCUAGAAGUAUCACAGAACCCCAGGAUUCCAUACACAGGAGGCCCCUGAGGCUGAACUGAUGAAGACGUGCUGGGGAGAGGUCUUGACACCCCUGUUACUGCUGCUCCUGGGUUUGUUCCAUGUCUCCCGGGCCCAAAGCAGCUGCACUGGGGUCUCCAGCAUCCCCGGCAUCCCUGGCAUCCCUGGUGUCCCUGGCUCUGAUGGCAAACCAGGCACUCCAGGGAUAAAGGGAGAGAAAGGGCUCCCUGGACUGGCUGGAGACCAUGGUGAGUUUGGAGAGAAAGGGGACCCAGGGAUCCCUGGGAUUCCAGGCAAAGUUGGUCCCAAGGGUCCUGCUGGCCCUAAGGGUGCUCCAGGCCCCCCUGGACCCCGUGGUCCCAAAGGUGACUCUGGAGACUACAAGGCUACACAGAAAGUAGCCUUCUCUGCCCUGAGGACCAUCAACACCCCACUGCGACCGAACCAGGCCAUUCGCUUCGAAAAGGUGAUCACCAACGUCGAUCAAAAUUAUGAGCCACGCAGUGGCAAGUUCACCUGCAAGGUGCCUGGCCUCUACUACUUCACCUACCACGCCAGCUCCCGAGGGAACCUGUGUGUGAACCUCAUGCGUGGCCAUGAUCGGGACCGCAUGCAGAAAGUACUCACCUUCUGUGACUAUGUCCAGAACACCUUCCAGGUCACCACAGGUGGGGUCGUCUUGAAGCUGGAGCAAGAAGAGGUUGUUUACCUGCAGGCCACAGACAAGAACUCCCUGCUGGGCAUGGAGGGAGCCAACAGCAUCUUCACUGGCUUUCUGCUUUUCCCUGACUUGGAUGCAUAAUUACAACUCACACCUAUCCAAAACCAUCUCCUGCCUCCCUGCCAGCAAUCCUCCCUGGAGCCCUGACACCACCCCUCGGCUGCCCAAAGCCCAGACCAGAGCCCUGUAGAUGUAACAGAAGGAAUGGGUAAAUAAACUCUUCAAGGCCAAAGGA